AUGGAGGAACUGGACAAGAAGACUACCCCUGCUUCGGGUCUGCCUCUUGCCUUUCACGGCACAGCCAUUCAUUCACAAAGCCUAGACGAACUCGAGAUCUUGGAGAACUGCUUCAUUCUCGUGGGCAAAGAUGGCAAGAUCCAGGUCUUUCAAGCAGGCGUAGAACCUGAUCAGAUCAACAAUCUUGUUUCAGAGAAUGGCUAUGCGCCCGAUAUCUUCCCAGUGAAAUAUCUCAAGCGUGGGGAAUUCCUGUGCCCUGGCUUCGUUGACACCCACAACCAUGCACCGCAGUGGGCACAACGCGGCGUUGGAAGAGGGAUCUCGCUACUCGACUGGUUAAACAAGGUCACAUUUGCUCAUGAGGCCAAGUUUGAAGAUCCCGAAUAUGCUCAACGCACGUAUGCCUCGUGCGUUGCCGGGUUCUUGCAGCAGGGAAUCACCACCGCAUCUUACUACGGCUCCCACCAUGGCCAGGCCACUCGGAUCCUGGCGGAUGUCUGCUUUGAAAAGGGCCAACGCGCUUUGGUGGGAAAGUGUAACAUGAGUCGAAAUGCCCCGGAGUGGUACAGGGAUGCCUCCAUCUCGGAUUCACUGCGUCAAACGCGUGAGCUCAUUCAGCAUAUCGACCAACUCGACCCAGGAUACCAACUGGUGAAGCCAAUUAUUACGCCGCGCUUUGCGAUAUGCUGUGAGCCCGAGUUGUUGGCUGGGCUAGGUGCCAUUGCUCGUGAACAUCCCGAUCUGCCAAUCCAAACUCAUUUCAACGAGGCAAAGCAGGAAAUUGAAUUCACAAAUCAGCUUUUCCCUGAGUUCCAGACAGAAGCCGAUCUUUAUCAGAAAUUCAAUCUGUUGAAUGGUCGAUCCAUCCUUGCGCACUGCAUUUUCCUGCAAGAAGAGGAAAUGUGCCGCAUCCAAGAGCUUGGCUGCGGUGUUGCCCAUUGCCCGAUCGCAAACACUACCAUGCAAGAGUAUAUGAUUGCACCUGUGAGGGAAUAUUUGCGUCGCGGUAUAAAGGUGGGACUGGGCACAGACAGUGGUGGCGGUUACUCGUCAUCGAUCAUGGAAGCUAUGAAGCAUGCCUUUAUCGUGUCAAAUGCGCAACAAACGAAGACUGAAGGCCGAGACCCUGCAUUAUCCCUGCCAGAAUGCUUUUUCCUUGCCACCCUAGGUGGUGCGCAAGUUUGUGGACUCGAUGAUCGGAUAGGAAAUUUUGCGAUCGGUAAAGAGUUUGAUGCGCUGGAGAUCCACACAGUCGAUCUUGACCGACCGGGUGUGAUGUGUCUAGUAGAAGAUGAGGAUACCAUCGAGGUCAUCUUCGAGAAGUUCCUGAUGACUGGCGAUGAUCGCAAUAUUGCCAAGGUCUAUGUGAGUGGUCGCUCAGUCAAGACUUCAUGA
Molecule: messenger RNA, 1395 nt
Organism: Penicillium antarcticum
Lineage: Eukaryota; Fungi; Ascomycota; Eurotiomycetes; Eurotiales; Aspergillaceae
Product: putative guanine deaminase
Exons: 1
Coding region: 1-1395 (464 amino acids)
Biological process (GO): guanine metabolic process
Cellular component (GO): cytosol
Molecular function (GO): zinc ion binding; guanine deaminase activity
Source: RefSeq, a predicted model, not a curated record